Molecule: messenger RNA, 3269 nt
Organism: Vigna angularis (adzuki bean)
Lineage: Eukaryota; Viridiplantae; Streptophyta; Magnoliopsida; Fabales; Fabaceae
Product: MLO-like protein 4
Exons: 15
Coding region: 277-1965 (562 amino acids)
Biological process (GO): defense response
Cellular component (GO): membrane
Source: RefSeq, a predicted model, not a curated record
UUUUGGAUUUGGAGAGAGAGAAGAAAAAGAGUGGAAAGUGAAGAAAAAAAUAAUUAGACAAAACAAUAAAAAAUGAAUUUUUGUGUAAGGUGAGUGAGGUUUCCAAUGCCCACAUGCCCCUUCUUCACCAAAUAAUUAUUAAACCAAGAUACACUUCCUUUUUGCACUGCACUUCCCCAUUCCAUGGAUCCCAUCUGGCUCAUAUUUAUGUGGGGGAAUCAAAGCUCUCUGCUUUUUCCAUGAAAAAGAGUUCAACUUGUUACGCUGAAGUGAACAAUGGCAGAGGUGCUGCAGCAGGGUCGCUCUCUGGCUGAGACACCAACAUAUUCAGUUGCUUCUGUUGUUGCUGUCAUGGUUUUUGUCUGCUUAUUGGUUGAACGUUCUAUCUACCGCUUUGGAGAGUGGUUGAGGAAAACAAGAAGGAAGGCACUUUUUGCAUCACUGGAGAAACUUAAGGAAGAGCUGAUGUUGCUGGGGCUUAUCUCUUUGCUGUUGGCACAAAGUGCAAGGUGGAUCUCUGAAAUUUGUGUGAAUUCGUCACUUUUUAGCAGUCGAUUUUAUAUUUGUUCUGAACAAGACCUGGACAUCAAUGAGAAUAUCAUGCUGGAAAGCUCAUCAUCUAUACCUGGUGAAACUAGUAUUCCAAAGGGAUUAAAUAAUGGAGCAUUCAACCAAUGUGGAGAGGGUCAUGAACCGUUUGUUUCAUACGAGGGUCUUGAGCAGCUGCACCGGUUUUUGUUUGUUCUCGGAAUCACUCAUGUUUUGUAUAGCUGUCUGGCAGUUGGUUUGGCGAUGAGCAAGAUCUAUAGUUGGCGCAGAUGGGAAAAUCAGGCUAGGAUGCCAAGCGAUGGAAACCAGCAAGCAAAGAAAAUCAAGCUGAUGAAGCGACAGACAACAUUUAUUUUCCAUCGCACUUCUCAUCCAUGGAGCAGGAGUCCAAUCCUAAAUUGGAUGCUCUGUUUUCUACGUCAGUUUAGGAGCUCUAUACGAAAAUCAGAUUACCUCGCACUACGUUUAGGAUUCAUCACUGAGCACAAAUUGCCGUUAUCUUAUAAUUUCCAUCAAUAUAUGGUUCGAAGCAUGGAAGAUGAAUUUCAAGGAAUUCUAGGAAUAAGCUGGAUGCUUUGGAUUUAUGCCAUAGUGUGCAUCUUCGUGAACAUCCACGGUCUGAAUAUAUACUUCUGGCUAUCAUUUAUCCCAGCAAUUCUUGUCAUGUUGAUAGGGGCAAAGCUUCAACAUGUUGUAUCAACCUUGGCACUUGAAAUUAUGGAGCAGAGAGGUCCGUUUCCCAGGACACAAGUAAAGCCACGCGAUGACCUAUUUUGGUUCAAAAAACCAGAUAUACUGUUAUGGCUGAUACAAUUUGUCAUAUUUCAGAAUGCAUUCGAAAUGGCAACCUUUAUUUGGACACUGUGGGGAUUCCAAGAAAAAUCGUGCUUCAUGAGAAAUCAUUACAUGAUCAUCAUUCGGUUGGCAUCUGGUGCUAUUGUUCAGUUCUGGUGUAGCUAUAUGACAGUGCCUCUGAAUAUAAUAGUUUGUCAGAUGGGAUCUCGAUGUAAGAAGGCCUUAGUGGCGGAGAGAGUUAGAGAGUCCCUGCAUAGUUGGUGUAAAAGAGUGAAACACAAGUCUAAGCAUGAUUCGUUGCAUUCACACACGGCAAGAUCAGUAUGCUCCCUCGAAUCAACAAUCGAUGAGAGGGACGAAAUAACAGUGGCAUCUGGUACUCUGACUCGAAGCUCUUCUUUAGCCUCUUUGAAUCAGAUAACAGUGAGUUCAGUAGACCAGCUGAACUUCGAGACUCCCAACAAAGCAAAAGAUUCAAUCAAGGUGGCUGGAUGUUUGUCUGAAUCUGUACAUACGAAUCCCCCACAACCGUCCCACAACGUUGAAGAUCGUGUCGGUAAUGGAGAGGAAGCAAAAGCUAUCACUCUCCUUGAUUUGUUUCAGAAAACAUCAUUAAAUUAGUGUUUUAUAUUACUUCAGAACUAGCAUAGAUAGUUGUACAAAUCAAUCUUGAAUGAGCAUAGACAUUACUUUGUAUUAUUCUUCAGAUACCAUAAUAGAUUAUAUAUAUAUAUAUAUAUAUAUAUAUAUAUAUAUAUAUAUAUAUAUAUAUCAAGUCUCUUCUAAGCGAUAAGAAGAUAACCACACAAUUCGGAUCUCUAAUCCUCCGCACUAACAUCAUCAUCUACCGUAACAAUCGAGUUGUCAUUCAAUCAGGUGGGCAACAACGGUGAGACAGCAAUGAACUUGAGCUGCUACUACGUACAGGUGAAGCAAUUAACGAAUUAAUGCAAAACAAGUUGUUCAUAAACAAGCAUAAUAUACGUAUAUAUCCUGAGAAAAUGGCACAGAAUAAAGGGAAAAAGACGAUGGGGCUGGGAAAGGAAGAAACUUUAUGAAGUAGAGGCAACGAUGAUGAUAAGAUUUAAGCAACGAGGUCUUCCUCCUUGUGGGUUUCGAUAACAAGAUCGGAGGUUGGGUAAGCAACGCAGGUGAGAACAAAGCCUUCACCAAUUUGGUCGUCAUCAAGGAAGUUACCGUCUGACUGGUCGACUUUGCCGGCCACAACUUUGCCGGCACAGGAAGAACAAGAACCAGCCCGGCAUGAGUAGGGAAGGUCAAGGCCUAGGUUCUCUGCAGCAUCGAGAAUGUAUUCAUCAUCUGGGCAUUCGAACUCUUUCUCUCCCUCUGGGGUGAUCAGCUUCACCUUGUAAGCGGCCAUGGCGGUCACACGACCUCCACGUCCUCCUUCCACACCGAACACGGCGUUAGCGUUUUGGAAAGCCUUCAUGCUUGCCAUGUUCAGUGGUUGCUUCCUGAGGAAGGAAGUGUUCAAGACAGGGCCACAGAAAGCGGGUGUCAUCGACGCCAUUCUUCAAUGCUGCUAGCGUCGUCGUCGUCUUCUUCUUCUUCUUCUUGCUGAAGGAUAAGAAUUCUGACCUUCACCUUGCAGAAAUAGUGUGCUUAUACUGUACAUGAGGUGAGGCCACACACAACCCUAUCUGCCACGUGGCAUCAUUUUAUGUCUCACUAUAUCUUCCUAUUUUCCUUUUUUUGGUAAGUAUAUAAAACUUUAUAUAUGGAAUCUGAGUAUGGUUUAUGGUCGUCCACUGCUUUAAUUGUGCUAACUUUUUUCAUGGAUUCAUUAUAAAUUGAACUUUUUUUAAAUUUAUUUGUUGUUUACAAAGUUAUCCUUGUCAAUGAAUGGUGUUUACUGUGCUGUAUGUUAUUUACAAAAAUGUAUGUAUUCUAGUAAUUUUAGUUUU